Molecule: messenger RNA, 1296 nt
Organism: Saxophila tyrrhenica
Lineage: Eukaryota; Fungi; Ascomycota; Dothideomycetes; Mycosphaerellales; Extremaceae
Exons: 2
Coding region: 1-1296 (431 amino acids)
Source: RefSeq, a predicted model, not a curated record
AUGGAUCCCCAGACACGCUCUGACGAUGGCUUCCGCCAUCAUCUGCCCGACCUGGGCACGCCACGAUUCACAACAAUGCAGAAGCAAGACGCCCGUGAGUACGUCAAGGCUUUUCUUGAAGGCGGAAGACCGCCGUGGAUUCACAGCUUGUGCCUCCGGUGGAAGGAAUUGCUGGAGGAACCCUUCAAGGGCAUUACCAACGACGGUGUGGUACGGCCGGGUCUCUUUCACCUGCAGGACGAGCACGUACCGAUGGAUAGCAUCGUUUCGGCUGCUGAUGCAGUCCUUGACGCUGCAGCUCAGCAUAGUCCGCCCCUGACAGACAAGCUGAAGUAUCACAUCGACUCUCACGAGUGGCGGACCUGGUCGAACCCCGAAUUUCUCCUGAGCGACAAGGGUGCUCGUCUGGACGAUGUGUCGCAGACCUUGAGGAGUAGGAUUCUUGCUCUACUACAAUCGACGCUCUCCGCUGAAGGUUAUCAUAAGGCUAUGGCUGCUAUGCGCAUCAAUCACUUCCUCGGCGAGCUCGUCAAGUCGCCUGCCGUUCUUAACCAAGACUCCUACAAUUUUGCCUUCUUCGGGAAACCGUCGACGACGGGCCCUUGGGGUUUUACUUUCUACGGUCACCAUCUAUGCCUAAAAAUCUUCCUCUAUCGGUCCCAGAUGCACAUCUCGCCCUGGUUCACUGGAGCAGAGCCAAAUAUCAUUGACCAGGGACCUCACAAGGGCACGCGGAUCCUACACGAGGAAGAGCGACUUGGCCUCCAGCUGAUGCAAAGUCUAUCGCCAGAUGCGCAGGGCAAAGCACAAAUCUACACUCAGCUCCAGGAUCCGGCCAUGCCCAAGGGUCGCUGGAAUCAUGAUGACCAGCGACACCUUUGCGGAGCAUACCGCGACAACCGCAUCGUCCCGUACGAAGGUAUUGUAGUCGCCGACAUGGACGCAGCACAACAGAAUCUGGUGUUCGGUAUUCUCGAGCAGUAUCUCCUAUACCUUCCCCAGAGGUCGCGCGAGGUCCGUCUGAAAACAGUCAAGGAAUGGCUGCAUGAGACGUAUUUCUGCUGGAUCGGCGGAUUCGCGGAAGAGGAUCCCUUUUACUACCGGAUCCAGAGCCCGGUCAUCAUCGUCGAGUUCGACCACCACUCGGGCGUUUUUCUGAGCAACAGCGAGCCGAGGAAGUUCCACAUCCACACGCUAUUGAGGACUCCUAACGGUGGGGAUUAUGGCAUGGCUCUUAGACCACUUUUGCCGGGUGAUGUGGAACAGGAAUUUGUCUGGGAAGGGCAAAGAGACUAA